AUGACGGGCAACGCAUUUGCCGUCGUCUACGUGGACCGCAAGACGCCCGUGACGGGCUUUCUGGACAAGAAUCUCGAUGGAUUGAAUCAAGAGAAUGACUCCAAUGAAGCCCAGCACAACAUCCGCACCAUCAUGGCUGCCUUUGGACAAGCUCAUAUCUGCGCCGAUGGCGUGUCCUGCUUGACGACCCUUGCACAACUCGACGAACCGCGCAAUCCUAAUCCGAUAGUCGUGCUUCUCGAUAUGCCCCACGACGACGAACCCACUAUCCGUAGGACCUCAUGGGACUCCAANCCCCCUUCGCCCUUGGUCGGGAAGCGACCCAAGGUGGAGCGAAACGAGCCGAGUGAUGUAUACGGCGUACACUUGCUGUCAUACCUAUCUUCGGAGAUCCAACAGCGCGUUCGCUCAAGGCUGGUCAUCCCAAUUGCUGUUCUUGCUGGCAAGACCGACCUGCUGGCUGAACCCACCCGAAUGUCGCGCUUUCUGGAUGCUGGUGCCAUUGAUGUGCUGCCGAGUCCACUCGGAGUUGAUCGAGUCCAGGGCUUGGCCGUGCACGCAUACCGUACAUACAAGGAGAUCGCGCGUGAGGCGGCGAGCUUUGUGCUUCAAAAAAGGAACAGGAAGCUGUCAUGGGUUGGAAUUGAUGAAGAACGCCCGUAUGCCUAUCUCCGGGAGGUUAUGGUUUCCGGCCUGAUGAAUGGCAUCUGUAAUCCUGACUCGGUUGGAGAGUGUAUCGACCCAAGCGAACUCAAGAUUGACUGCGACAGAAAAGCUCUCGUAGAGCAGGCAGUAGGUACUUGGGCGUUUUCUGCUCAUGACUUCGAUUCGGACGAGCUUCUCUACGCUGCUUUGACCAUUCUACAGCAUGCCUUGCAAAUGCCCGAACUAGAAAAAUGGCGCAUCNNUCCACAGGUAUAUGAUCUUACCAUCUUCCUUUUCGCUUGCAGGCACGCUUACAACGACUUUGUUCUGUAUCACAACUUCCGUCACAUUGUCGACGUCCUCCAGGCCGUCUUCUAUUUCCUCCUACAGAUCGGCAUCCUGCCUCCUUAUCCUGGUUCGCAAGGGGAGGCGCCAAGGACAGAUCUUGCGCCGGUUGCAUCUCUGCUACAACCAUUCGAUGCAUUAACCUUGCUCAUAUCCGCCAUCGGGCACGACGUCGGCCAUCCUGGCGUGAACAAUGCUUUUCUGGUUGCUUUGAAUGCGCCACUUGCUCAGCUCUACAAUGAUCGCUCAGUCUUGGAGGCAUUCCAUUGCGCAGCCUACUCGCAGAUCCUCCGCAGAUACUGGCCACAAGCUUUUGCUGAUAUUCCCAUGCGCAAGCUGAUGAUCAACUCGAUCUUGGCUACGGACAUGGGGCUUCACUUCAAGUACAUGAUCGACAUGGGCAACCUGCAAGAAAAGCUUACCUCAAAUGACGAUAGCAUAGAGGGCUGGACACCAAAAGCGCUCGAAGAGACUAGAGAUCUUGUCUGUGGACUAUUGAUGAAAUGCGCCGAUAUAAGCAAUGUGGCACGUAAAUACGAUGUUGCAGCACGAUGGGCUGUGAUCCUUACCGAUGAGUUCUCCAACCAAGGCGCCAUGGAGAAGGAGCUUAAUCUGCCAACCUGCUUAUUCGGUGGCCCUCCUGAUCGUGAGGACUUGGUUAAACUAGCAGAGUCUCAAAUUGGUUUCAUGAGCAUUUUCGCCGGUCCUCUCUUCGAGGGCAUUACAGCAAUUCUACCCGCCAUGGGAUUCUCCACUGUUGAGAUUGAGUCCAACAGAACCGUCUGGGAGGAGAAGAUUCACGUCGAGAAGCUGAGAAGAGGAACCGUUCUGGCGAGUCCGCCUGCUCAGCCUUCGCCACUUCCUCGAACCCCUCUCUCCGUGCCCGAGGAGGAAUUCGAAGACAGCAAAGAAGACGACAUCCCGCCCGAACGAGAUUCUCUCUUUGGUCCAUCUCGUACGUCACAAACACAAAACGAAGCACAAGCAACGAAGCCUGACAACAUUCGGGCGAACCCAGAACCAGCAUCGCCCACAUCACCCGUAAGAGUCCGUCCGACCUCCGCAUCACCUCUAAAAAGCAACAANAAGAAGACGAGCACUUCGAGUUUCCACGCGCCAUACUCUGUUCCAUUCCACCAACAUACAAACUCACGUCGCUCCUCAAAAGAUGCCGCGCUCGAACAACUGGAGCAGUUGCAACUAGGUCAGCUCAGCAGCUUCUCCCGUAUCGAAAACCAGAACCAUGACGGUGGUCGACGAGGCAGUGGCGAUGCUUCCCUGACGACGAUUCUUGUCCGCAGCCAAACGGGGCAGAGUAGGCAAGAGCCGGAUUCGCCAACAAAGCCGCCACCGUCGCCUCUCAGGCAGACUACAAGGCCAUUCCCACCACCUGCUCAGCCUGGUGUUCCAUCUUCAUUGCCUUCGUCUCGCAGCCAUGCCACUAGUAAUGCAACGGCAACAACUACAACUUGCGCACAUUCACCGGGCUCCACGCGGCCCUCUUCGGUAGAAGAAAUGGGUGGUGAGACUCCCAAAGGAAUAGAACCACCUCCAGUUCUAUCAACAGAGAAUCCGUUCUUGCACCCCAACUCGAGCCCGGAUCUGCAUGGCAGAGAACGUAUUUCACAUUCGGCACCGGAUAUCAGGAGUAUCCCGGAGGUGCGUACGGGCAAAGUGAGUUCGGUAUCACAUGUCACAGCCGACGGGGACGAUGGCGACGACAAUCGCGGCAUGUCACAACGACCUUCAGGGAUCCGCGAGAGCCGUAGCCGAAGCAGACUGAGAGGGCUUCGCUUCUGGAGAAAGAGAUGGAAGAGCCCUGGCCCUGGCGCCGAGGUUGACACAGAGCCGUGA
Messenger RNA from Aureobasidium vineae, 2844 nucleotides. Lineage: Eukaryota; Fungi; Ascomycota; Dothideomycetes; Dothideales; Saccotheciaceae. The record is from the annotation of a GenBank genome assembly.